Porites evermanni is the source of this 822-nucleotide messenger RNA. The record is from the annotation of a GenBank genome assembly. Lineage: Eukaryota; Metazoa; Cnidaria; Anthozoa; Scleractinia; Poritidae.
AUGGACUACCUUGGAAUAAGCAAGCUAGCACAAUCGGGGGAAAUUGCUUGGAGUGUGGCUCUUGCUGUCGUUGGGAUCAUGGUCAUUACAGUCAACAGCAUAACAUUGUUCACCUUCAGAAAGUCCAUGCAUUUUCGAUCUCGAAAACACAUAAUGGUCAUUAACCUGGCGGUGGUUGAUCUAAUGUAUGGAACUGCUGGGAUCCCUUUAACAGUCGUAUUUCUCCUAAAACCAACGUCAGUUUCUUUUUAUAUUUACCAAGGCUUCGUUACUUUUACAAAGAUGGCGUCUCUUUUUACUUUUGGAGCAAUUGCUGUGGAAAGAAUGCACGCUAUCGUUUGGCCCAUACGUCAUCAAGUUGUCCCAAACGGAGUCUAUAGAGCAGCUCUGGUACUUAUCUGGGUUUUAGCAGCAUUUGUGACUACCUUUUCUCUGCUUCAAUGGAGUGGCUACAUAUCCCUUAUUUUCUCAGAAACGGGGCCACUAAUCAUCGUCUUUGUAAUGAUCACUGUUCUCGUAUGUUACAUUAGCAUCUGGAUAUGUGUUCAUCGCAGAAAACGCCGGCACCCCAAUUUUGGCGCACAGGUUAAAAAGGAUAAAACUUUGGCCCUUACGCUUUUGAUGGUUGCAGGAACGUUUGCGGCAACAUGGUGUAUUCCGAUUAUUUAUCUGUUUAUUUCUAGAACAUGUAAAACGUGCUACCAGCCAUCCAUUGCUCAACGUGGUUGCAUCCAUCUGAUAUUUGCUGCACAGUCAGUACUUAAUCCUGUUAUUUACUGUUUUCGAUUGCCACUGUUCAAAGAAAGCCUAAAGGAGAACAUA